Molecule: messenger RNA, 381 nt
Organism: Rotaria sordida
Lineage: Eukaryota; Metazoa; Rotifera; Eurotatoria; Philodinida; Philodinidae
Source: the annotation of a GenBank genome assembly
AUGCAUAUGUUUGUUAUUCUAAUUGUAUUGAUUCCAUCGGUGAUAAAUUUAGAAUGUUAUUUUUGUAAUUCAAAUGACGAUGAAGAGUGUGCAAGUGAUAAUCUACCUGAUAUAUAUAAAAAUCAUUGUGAAGUAUCUCUGGAUCCUUAUUGUCGAAAAAUCAUUCAAACAAUUUCAGGCAGCAAGAGUGUUGUACGAACAUGUGGUUCAAAAUCUGGAUUAAAAACAUGUUAUAAAACAGCCGGAAAGAAUACGGCAAAUGUUUGUUCAUGCAAUACUGAUUAUUGUAAUAAUGCAAUAAGUUUAAAUCAACAACAACGAAUAAUAACAAUGAUCUCAUCGCCUAUUGUUCUUGCAAUUACAAUGAUUUUUCUUCGUUAA